AUGGUGAACUGCCUCACCAUGGGAAUGAAUGUGGUCACUUUAUUUGUCUACUUCUUGCAUGGAAGAGAAAUCAAAAUGUUAUGGGUUUCUUUACUGGUCUUCAUGUCGAUGCCAGUGGGCGGCAUAGCACGCAUGCAAAUCCAAGCAAUAUGGCUAGUGAUUCUGACUCUAAACAAGAAAGUGGAAGGGAAACUGCUUGAAGUUGAGAGCUUGAGAUGUGUCUUUCUUGAUAUCUCAAAGUCCUUGAAUAGAUUAGGAGCAGCUCCCCCCACAAGAAUCAGUACUCCGGCAGAGGAAAAGUGA
This is a messenger RNA of Panicum virgatum (switchgrass), 303 nucleotides long. RefSeq lists its product as uncharacterized. The record is from RefSeq and is a predicted model, not a curated record. The transcript has 3 exons. NCBI's taxonomy places the organism in Eukaryota, Viridiplantae, Streptophyta, Magnoliopsida, Poales, Poaceae. The coding region runs from base 1 to 303 and encodes 100 amino acids.